This is a messenger RNA of Cordyceps militaris CM01, 1953 nucleotides long. Its product is annotated as anion exchange family protein. Lineage: Eukaryota; Fungi; Ascomycota; Sordariomycetes; Hypocreales; Cordycipitaceae. Gene Ontology annotation, cellular component: fungal-type vacuole; plasma membrane. Gene Ontology annotation, molecular function: borate efflux transmembrane transporter activity; solute:inorganic anion antiporter activity. The transcript has 5 exons. The record is from RefSeq and is a predicted model, not a curated record. Gene Ontology annotation, biological process: monoatomic anion transport; borate transport; transmembrane transport. The coding region runs from base 1 to 1953 and encodes 650 amino acids.
AUGGACACAACCGCCACUCGCGAUCCCGAUGAGGCCAAUGUCCUCCCCGUGACGCAGCACCAGAACCAGACGCCAGAAACGCCAUCCUCACCGGCAGCGACAAGGAUGAAGACGACGACACGAGCCGCAUGGUGGCACAUGCACCCUUUUCGCGGCAUGAUCAACGACAUGCGCCGGCGCGCGCCGUACUAUCUGAGCGACUGGACAGACGCCUGGGACUAUCGCGUCAUCCCAGCCACGGUGUACAUGUACUUUGCCAACAUCCUGCCAGCAUUGGCCUUUUCCCUCGACAUGUUCCAAAACACGGCCUCGCACUAUGGCGUCAACGAGGUGCUGCUCUCCUCUGUCCUCGGAUCCGUCGUCUUUGCCCUCGCCGCCGCGCAGCCGCUCGUCAUUGUCGGUGUGACGGGACCGAUUACCGUCUUCAAUUACACCGUAUACGACAUUAUCCAACCGACCGCCAUGGACGGCAUCUCUCUCUCCAACACUAACUCGUCAUCCAGAUGGUCCCUCAUCCUGCACUGGAUCCUCGCCAUCGGCAACUCGUGCAACUGGCUUCGCUGGGUGACGCGCUUCCCCUGCGACAUUUUCGGCUUCUACGUCGCCUGCAUCUACCUCCAAAAGGGCGUGCAGGUGCUCGCGCGCCUCGGCCAUGGGUCCGACUUUUACCUAUCCCUCGCUGUCGCCCUUCUCGUCUUCCUCGUCGCUUACGUCUGCGCCGCCCUCGGCAGGGGCAGCCUCUUCCACCAUGCGGUCCGCGUCUUCCUGCAGGACUACGGCACGCCCCUCACGCUCGUCUUCUUCACCGGCUUCGUGCACUUUGGCCGCAUGCAACAAGUCGCGCUGCAGCGGCUACCCACCGGCAUUGCCUUUGCGCCGACCUUGGACCGGAGCUGGCUCGUCCGCUUCUGGGAACUCAGCGUCGCCGAUGUCUUCACGGCGCUACCCUUUGCCAUCCUACUCACCAUUCUCUUUUGGUUUGACCACAACGUCUCGUCGCUCAUCGCCCAGGGCAGCGAGUUUCCGCUCCGCAAGCCCGCCGGUUUCCACUGGGACCUGUUCCUGCUCGGGCUGACCACCGGCAUCGCCGGCCUCCUCGGACUGCCCUUCCCCAACGGCCUCAUCCCGCAGGCGCCGUUCCACACCGCAUCCCUCUGUGUCACGCGGCCCGUUAAGCAGCUUGAUGCCAAGGGUGAGGACAAGGGCGAGUUUGCCCUCGAGGCGACGCACGUCGUUGAGCAGCGCGUAUCCAACCUCGCCCAGGGACUUCUCACCCUCGGCACCAUGACGGGCCCGCUGCUCGUGGUCCUGCACCUCAUCCCACACGGCGUUCUCGCCGGGCUCUUCUUCAUCAUGGGCGUCCAGGCCCUUGAGGCCAACGGCAUCACAUCCAAGCUCGUCUUCCUCGUCCGCGACCGCCACCUCACGCCAGCCGCGACCCCACUGCGCGCCGUGCGGCGCCGCGCCGCCGUCUGGUGGUUCGUAGCGAUUGAGCUCGUCGGCUUCGCUGCCACAUUUGCCAUUACGCAGACGGUCGCCGCCGUCGGUUUCCCCGUCUUCAUCCUCGCGCUCAUUCCGAUCCGCGCCGUGUUGCUGCCCCGCAUCUUCAGCCAGGAGGAGCUCGCGCAGCUCGACGCGCCCACGGCGUCCGACUUCACUAUGGAGGGCAUCGGCGGCGCCUGGAGCGGCGCCGCCGUUCCGGCCAGCGGAGAUGCCACGCCGCGCGACGACAGCGAUGACGCUGCGCUGCCGCAUCGCGAAAGCCGCGGCGUCAUGGAGGGCGGCGCAUUUCGUCGCCGCAGAGGCAGCUCGACCCGCGACAGCGUCUUGGCGAACCCCGGCAACCCGCGCAAGAGCCAGGAGGACAUGGCGGAGCUGGGGCGCAUGCCGAGCGGGCACGGCACGGCGUCGAGACGCAGCGCGGAGCGAGGACAAAGUAAAACACGAAGGUAA